Dicrocoelium dendriticum is the source of this 569-nucleotide messenger RNA. NCBI's taxonomy places the organism in Eukaryota, Metazoa, Platyhelminthes, Trematoda, Plagiorchiida, Dicrocoeliidae. The record is from the annotation of a GenBank genome assembly.
GCACUGGAGACGUUGACUCAAGAUCUCUCCAAUUCACUGUGAAAUCGCUUCUGGAUGUUAUGACGACGCGGAUCCCUUCAAUAUAGACCUCCUUGAGGUAUUCGGUGCUAUCGCAGAACCGAGUUGGCUUGCUACUAGUUCUAUUCGUCACCACUGACAGUCACUGGAAUUGAUCGCUCCUCUAAUCGUAAAUAUGGGCGACAAACCAACCGAGAAACGACGCAAGGAGUCUAUCAUCGAACUCAGCAAAUAUCUGGACAAACGUAUUCGAGUCAAAUUCUCCGGAGGUCGAGAAGCAACCGGCAUACUCAAAGGAUGUGACAAUCUCCAAAACAUGGUCCUUGAUUGCACCACUGAGCAGAUACGCGAUCCAGACGAUCCGAAUCGUCUCACAGAGGAUACUCGAGAGCUUGGUCUCGUGGUUUGCAGAGGACCGUCAGUUGAGCUCAUUUGUCCUGCAGACGGUAUGGAAGCGAUCCCAAACCCUUUCGUACAGCAGGAAUAGAUUUAUCGAACAAUGCACUCCUAUUAUCUUGCUCAGUGAAUAAACCGGUCACCUCUCUAAUAAU